Messenger RNA from Maniola jurtina (meadow brown), 5138 nucleotides. RefSeq lists its product as uncharacterized. The coding region runs from base 709 to 4731 and encodes 1340 amino acids. Gene Ontology annotation, biological process: DNA integration. Gene Ontology annotation, molecular function: nucleic acid binding. The record is from RefSeq and is a predicted model, not a curated record. The transcript has 5 exons. NCBI's taxonomy places the organism in Eukaryota, Metazoa, Arthropoda, Insecta, Lepidoptera, Nymphalidae.
GAUUAUAGGGUUGGUGGUUUGUACAACCUAGUCGGCAUCGACGUGGUGGCGGAUUGUCAUCGAUGGUGUCAACCCUGGAGAUUGGAGCCAGGGGUUUCAGCCUGAAGAGGAAGACCAGGCUGUGACGUCAGCGGCCAGUGGUGGAGCGAGAGGGAAGUUCAACCGAGGACGUCACGAGGACCCGAUGACGACACGACCCCACCAGGAGUGCGAAGUUGGUGCGGAAUAUAGUGAGUGAAGUGUGCCGUGAUAAAUUGUGAGUACUUUAUUAAUUACUUAUUUGUCAAGCUAAUUUGGACCUUCAGUCAAAGAAAUAAAUUCAAGCAAAAUUGGACCUUAAGUCAAAGAAGAAAUUAACUUUAACAAAUUAAAGCUAGUGCAUGGACAUAGACUAAUUCUCGAAGAAAAGUGAAGUGACGGGGAAUCCAUGCCCAAAUUUCGUCUAUGUCCGUAAUUCUCAAACACUUAGAAAAAUUUCGGUAAAUUGGAACAUAGGAUUAGUUAAGUUAAAAUAAGGACUUGUGAUUUUUCUAAGUUGAACUGUAACUUGUAAAAUAUUUUGCGUUCUAUUUUGGACUUGUGAAAUUUUCAAAAUUGAACUUUAACUUGUGUUUUACGUUUAAGUCUAUUUGUCGAUUAGUUUAAAAUUUCCUUUGUUUAAGUUUAAAUUUCUCAUAGUUAUUUGUUUAUGUACCACAUAUAAUAGCCAUGGAAGUUUUCGAUAAACUUCAGGAGGAUACUAAGGAGCUUAUCUCUAAAGGUAAAAUCAACUUUAGGAAAUCGCCUAAAGAUCGUAUAACGGUUUCAUAUGUAGAGACGCGUUUGGAAGUUUUAGAGAAUGAAUGGCAAUUAUUUGUAGACGUGCAUAGACAGAUAAUUACAGAAGUUACUAAGAAAGAUUUGGAAACGUCUAGUUAUUUCAAAAAUUCAAUAUAUGAUACAACGGAACAAAUAUAUUUAGAUUAUAAAACUGAAUUAAAAGAAAUAUUAUUAAAAUUAAAGGGCAAAGACAUACCGUCUGUAGAGUCAGUAAAGUCGUCAAGUGAAGAUACUAAAUCUAAAUAUUUUGUUAAAUUGCCUGAGAUUUCUAUACCAAAGUUUUCUGGAAAAUACCUAGAGUGGACAAGUUUUAGAGAUCUUUUUACUUCUUUAAUACACAAAAAUGCUAAAUUAGAUGACGUUCAAAAACUACAUUAUCUUAAGAGUCAUUUGUCUGGAGAAGCAGAGCAACUUUUAAGACAUGUUCCCAUUACGGAUAAAAAUUAUAGUGUUUGCUGGACUCAGUUGACUAAUCGUUACGAUAAUAAAAAAUAUUUGGCUAACAACAUUCUACGGCGUUUCAUGAGUCAGAAAACUUUGCAAAAUGAAUCGUCUAUUGCCAUUAGAGAGUUAUUAGACAAUAUGAACGAAUGUCUUAGUGCUCUACAAAAUAUAGAGAUAGACAUAAGUAACUGGGACAUUAUUGUCAUUUACAUUUUGAGUCAAAAGCUGGAUCCUGAGUCCAGGAAGCAAUGGGAAUCAAAGGCAAAUGAAUCUGAGGAAUUGCCCACUUUGUCUGGCUUUAGAGAGUUUCUCGAACACAAGUUUAGAUCUUUAGAAUUUUUGAAUGCUAAGCCUAAGUCUCUUAGUGUUAGCAAUAAGGUCAAUGUUUCUCAUGUAGCGAAUAUCAAUGGUUCUAAUACGUCCAAUCAGUCUAACUUUAGCUGUCAAUAUUGUAAAGCCGAUCAUAAAUUGAUAAAUUGUAAAGAUUUUGCCAAGGCUGAUUAUAAAACACGCCAUAACUUUGUCCGAACUAGUAGGCUGUGUUUCAAUUGUAUGGCCCAGAAUCAUCCUGUUUUCGCAUGCCGUCAAGCCUCUAGAUGUAGAGUCUGUAGAAGAAAACACCAUUCUCUACUUCACCCUCAAUCAACAGAGAAGGUAGAGUCGGAUAAGGUAGAGUCGGGGAAGGUAGAGUCGGAGAAUGGGGAGUCUAGCGAUAAGGGUUUAGUUGUUUCUUCAGCUACCACAUCACAAAGCGAUAUAGUUACCUGUUGCUCAAAUGUGCAUAGUCAAGUCCUCUUGGCUACAGCUCUUGUUAAGGUAGAGUCGAGAACAGGUGGUACUGAAUUUGUUGUUAGAUGCUUGGUGGAUCAAGGAUCAAUGGCUUCUUUGAUUUCGGAGUCAACCGUCCAAGCAUUAGGACUGAAGAAAAUCCCCAACAAGACCUACAUUUCAGGAAUUGGUAGUCGGGACAAGUCUUUAGCUUCUAUGUCGAUGGUAGAAAUCAAGCUAAAGUCUAUACACGAUCCUCAAUAUACUUUGGUGGUGAAGGCUCAUGUGCUUAACAAACUGACGUCUUUUCUUCCCUCAAGGAAGGCAAACGUUCAGCUAUGGCCAGAACUAAAUAGGUUGAAGUUAGCUGACCCGAAGUUUGAUAUACCAAAUAAAAUAGAUUUGUUACUUGGUGCAGAAGUGUAUAGCCAGAUCCUAAUUGAUGGUCUUAUCAAAGGUCCGUCAGGGUAUCCUGUAGCCCAGAACACUCAGUUGGGAUGGAUUUUAUCUGGUCAGAUUAGCUCAGAGGCGUCUGAGGCGUUUCAAGAAAACAAUAUCAUUGUCAGUAUGCACACCCAGAGUAAUGAAAGCGAUUUAUUGAGAAAAUUCUGGGAGCUGGAAUCAGAUGAUAUUUGUUCUAAGAAGAAAAUGCUAACUGAUGAGGAACGAAGGUGCGAGGAGAUUUUUGCUAACACCGUAACCAGAGAUGAGUGCGGACGUUAUGUGGUAAAGCUUCCCUUUCGAGACGACAACCCAACCUGUAAGAAAGGAGGAUUUGAACUGCAGAAAUGGGCCAGUAGUAGUAAGGAGUUUAUGGAGAAAAUAGGAAAGGGAAGAGUUGAAAAAGAAUCGAGGUUAGAAAUAGGAACAGGAAAGGAAACGGAAGCUAUACAGAAGGUAUUAGGACUUACCUGGAAUAGUAGCACCGACGAGUUUGAGUACAAUGUCCAACUUCCACCAAUAGAGGUUCCAGUAACAAAGAGGAAGGAAUGGCUUACUUACCGGUCUGAACAUGUUCGGUCAAAGGAUAACCCGGCCGAUUGCGCAUCAAGAGGUGUCAAGAAUUACGAUAAUUUAAACUUGUGGAAGCAAGGUCCCUCGUGGCUAAGAGAAGUUAACAUAAAUUACAGUCUACAUGAAGAAUGCCAAGAUACCAAAUUAGAAGAGAAAUCAAGAAAGAUAAUUUGUCAUACAGUAAAAACUGUUGAGUUAAACGAAAACUUCUUUACGAGAUUCUCAACGCUUCGAAAACUAGUUAGAGCUGUUGCUUACUUGAGAAGAUUUUGUAAGUGGUUGAGCUCUCGAAGUACUAAAUUUCCAGCUUAUCUGACUAGUCAGGAGUUGAAGGAAGCAUUACAAAGGUGCAUCAGUUAUUUUCAAAGGAAGUUCUUUUCAGGCGACAUUGAAAGUAUUGCUAAAACCGGACUUGUGAUAAAGAAAAGCAAGCUUAUUCCCCUGAAUCCAUUUUUAGACAACGAAGGUUUGCUACGGAUUGGAGGACGUUUACAUAAUGCAGAGUUAAGCGACAAUAGAAAGCAUUGUGUUUUAAUUCCACGUGACUCUCAUUUGGCAAAACUGCUCGUCGCUGAUGCUCACGAAAAAACUUUGCACGGAGGACCCCAGCUAAUGUUGAAUUAUAUUAGGUCGAAUUACUGGAUCAUUGACGCAAAAAAUUUGGUCAAGUUACACGUUCGAAAAUGCGUCACAUGUAUACGUCAUGCUCCUUCAUCCAAUCAACCCAUAAUGGGUCAGUUACCAGCGUCUCGUGUGACAGCUGGUAGGCCUUUCCGUCACAGCGGAGUAGAUUAUGCAGGACCUGUCGCCAUUAGAACCUCAAAGGGAAGAGGUCAUCGCUCAAUCAAAGGGUAUAUUUGCCUCUUUAUAUGUAUGGCUACGAGAGCCAUUCACCUUGAAGCUGUAACAGACAUGACCUCUCAAGGAUUUCUGGCAGCGUUCAAGCGCAUGGUAGCCAGGCGAGGUCACGUGACAGAUUUGUGGAGCGAUAAUGGGACAAAUUUUGUAUGUGCUGAAAAGGAAUUGAAAGUUCUACUUGCUGAGGAAAGAUCUACAGUAGCUGUUGAGAUUGCUAGUUGGCUCGCAUCAAAUGGCACUACUUGGCAUCGAAUCCCACCCUAUAGUCCAAAUUUCGGUGGACUGUGGGAGGCUGGGAUCAAAUCGACCAAAUACCAUCUCAAGAGAGUGAUUGGGAACUCAACCUUGACUUAUGAAGAGAUGAGCACAGUCCUUUCCCAAAUCGAGGCUUGUCUUAAUUCGAGGCCAUUGACAACGUUAAGUAAUGAAGCUCAAGAUCCAGUCCCGUUGACACCCGGACAUUUUCUGGUAGGAGAGCCACUUGUACUUGUUCCGGAUACCAAUUAUGAGAAGUCAAACAUCAGUAGUCUCCGUAGAUGGCAACUUACUCAAAGAAUGACGCAAGAUUUUUGGCGACGAUGGUCAAAUGAAUACCUCACUCAGUUUCUACACCGUUAUCGUUGGAAUCGUCAUUCUCCCGAACCUAAAAUUGGAGACGUGGUUCUAGUCAAGGAAGAGAAUCUCCCUCCAGCUAGAUGGCUUUACGGUGUGAUCAUUGAUAAGCAUCCUGGUUCGGACAAUGUUACACGCGUGGUAAGCUUAAGAUGCAAGGGCACCAUCAUUAAAAGACCAGUUUCUAAAAUUUGUAUUUUACCUAUUAACGAUUAAGUCACUAAAUUAGAGCCAUCUUGGAUUUUCCUUGUAGUUGAACAAUUUGAUAGUCUGUCCUUUAAUUAUCAGGUAUUUUGUUGAGGUAUAAGAUUAUACGAUUUCUAGUGUUGGUUAAAUGUGAGUUGUCCAAUUUGGUUACUUCUAAAUUUUUGUGCUUUAUUCUGUAGAGCCACCAUGAACUAAAGAUUAGUUAAUCACUUAAUUGUCAAACUUGAUAAUUGUUAUACCAAUACUUAUGAACCAACGGUUCAUGGUGGGCGGAAUGUACAAUCUUCUAAAUGUUUUAUAAAAUUGUAAUCAUGUAUGUUUAGUUUCUGUAACCGCGGAUAGAUGGCGUUAUCGCCUGAUUGCGUCGCGCGGUCAGUUGUGGCCUGUGAAGAAUAUGAUAUCGAAUGCGGUAUUGA